Messenger RNA from Aspergillus ibericus CBS 121593, 1032 nucleotides. Its product is annotated as putative AT DNA binding protein. The transcript is spliced from 3 exons. Lineage: Eukaryota; Fungi; Ascomycota; Eurotiomycetes; Eurotiales; Aspergillaceae. The coding region runs from base 1 to 1032 and encodes 343 amino acids. The record is from RefSeq and is a predicted model, not a curated record.
AUGUCGAAUCUACCAGAAAGGCCAUGGACUGAGGAGGAGAAGUACACUCUACUCACGGAAAUCCUGAAGAAGGCUCGAGUUCCUUCGCACUAUCUUGUGAGAAUGAUAAGGGACUUCAAUAUUUCCCCAAGCUGGGCGGAUAUACCCCUUCCUCAAGGUCGUUCUCUCAACUCCUGCCAGAUGGCGUUCUUUAACAUGUGUCAACAUGUCCAACUCUCAGUCACUCAAGGCCUUGGCUCGAUUCCUCCGCCACCCCAUGAGCCCCCCAUACCGGCGUCGGUGCCAGAAAGUAGCGGCGCUCUGCGCAAAAGGCCUCUGUUUCCCUCGGACAAGGUAAUUCGUGCCCCACGCGCGAUCCAACCACGUCCUGCGACCAGCACCGCCUCUUACAGUAGUGAGAGUGGUGCCUCGGCCCUUUUAUCCCCAAGCUCGGAGAGCGUUAAUGCUAGAGGCGAGCCGGCACGGAAGCGAGGACGACCUAACAAGGCUGAAUCGGAACGGCGCAAGGCAGCUGCUGAGGCCCGGGGAGAAACAUAUCCGCCCCCGCGACGGUCUGGCUCUAACAAGGUGAAAGUUUCGUCUACACCCACUAGCCCCUCCGGGGUUGGGACAGGGGGACCGUCUUUUCCUCCUCAAGCCACCAGCAGUCGACCGCCAAACUUAUCGCGACAUGAGAUGCACUACCCACUUCCGCAGGCAAGACCAGUGGCACUGAUGGGACCGACUAGCGACGAGCGACCGAGGGACAUCCCAAAUCAAGACAUGAGCCCUACAAUGAGAGAGCUACCACGCCCACCCGAGAUAAGGCAGACGCUGCCUUCGCCCCAGGCCUUACAACUGGGCCAUAGAGAAACAGCACUCACGCGAAGAGAACCCGGACCGCCCUUCGAACCUCUUCCACCAGAGAGAAGCCCAUUUAUGCAAAGCAACCGAAGGAUCCUUAUGCACCCUACCAGCAGAUUCCCAGACGAACCGCCCACCUCAGCCCCGGAUUUGCCUAUGACCAGACCGCCUGAGAACAGACCAGAAUGA